GAUUAGUUUCAUCUGGAAUAGAACAUGGAUUAAUGGUCAGCUCAUGUGGACGCGGGUGGGAAUUUUUUGACCAACUGAGCUACUUUUAGGAAUAAGACCGACUGUGCCUUGAGUAGGAUUGCCGGAGAUGAAAGCUACUAGUGUCACAGUCAUCAUAAUCAUGGUGUUUGUGCAAAUUCAAGCUAAGGGCUACUGUGAUAUCUGCAAGAAUCACACAAUGUGUAUCUACCCGGAGACAGGCCUCCGGUGCUAUCAGGAAGUCGUCUACUCUAUACAUGACGACGCAAUAAAGGCGCACAUAGUGGAACAACACAAUAAACUCAGAAACGUCGUAGCGCUGGGACAAGAGACGCGGGGCGCCCCUGGUCCUCAGCCCCCUGCAGCCAACCUGAAGAAAAUGACUUGGGAUGACGAGCUGGCAGCUGUGGCACAACGGUGGUCCAACCAAUGCAUCUUCGAGCACGAUUCUUGUAGGGAUGUUGACAGAUUCGUGGUGGGGCAGAACUUAUUCUGCUGGAGUUCCAAGUACCGAAACGGCAAACUGCUUACGAACGAGACCUUGGAGUCACAACGCACUGCAUGGACACGGGCAGUGACGGCCUGGUACGACGAGGUCGCCAAAUUCGAUCCUCGGCACAUAAAACCUUUCCAUUUCUCACCGGACACCGGUCACUACACCGCGCUCUUGUGGGCUGACACCCAUCAUGUGGGUUGCGGCUUCGUGUCUUUCCUCGACCCGGGCCAGGAUGGCUGGUAUACCAAGCACUUCGUGUGCAACUACGGGCCUGCAGGUAACAGGUUGGGGGCUGCCUUGUACCAGGUGGGAGCAGCAGGCACGGGGUGCGAGCAACAGGACACGGCCUACCGUGCUCUGUGCGCCUAACAUACCCAUAGAAGAGACCGGAAAUGCUUUCGCACUGCAUGCAAAGAAUGGACAAGCGCGUAUAAAAGAAACAAUGAUGAAAUUAUAUUUCUGCAAAGGAAAAAUGCUAGUCUGUAAUCAAAAACUGAAAUAUAUGUAAUUAAUUAAAUGUAAUAUGUCAUGCCUAUGGUAAUAUUGUCAAAAAAUGAUAAAGAAUUUGCCUGCAAUCAACGAAUUUG
This is a messenger RNA of Cryptotermes secundus, 1101 nucleotides long. RefSeq names its product venom allergen 3. The record is from RefSeq and is a predicted model, not a curated record. Bases 128 to 883 code for a protein of 251 amino acids. Lineage: Eukaryota; Metazoa; Arthropoda; Insecta; Blattodea; Kalotermitidae. Gene Ontology annotation, cellular component: extracellular region. The transcript has 6 exons.